Messenger RNA from Vicia faba (fava bean), 384 nucleotides. NCBI's taxonomy places the organism in Eukaryota, Viridiplantae, Streptophyta, Magnoliopsida, Fabales, Fabaceae. The record is from the annotation of a GenBank genome assembly.
AUGGGGAUCGUAGGUUGGGCACGCAGUUGGGGACUUCUUCCAACGGGAUUUGUGGUUUCUACGGCGGCGAUAUGGUCAGAAGUCACACGAAUGAAGCAUCGAUAUGGUCGGACUUCCGUACGCUUUUAUGGCGGCAAUUUGAAUCUUCAAGAAAAAAAUGCAGAUUCCGACGAGAUUCUUGUAAUUUCUCACGACUUUAUGAGUUUUUCUUCGAAAAAUAUGGAAUUUCUGCAAGAUUUGCUUUUUGAUUUUCAAAUUUCUUGUUGUUGUGUUCUGAGGAUCAAGGAGGUUAUGGCGGUUGAAUCUGUUAUGUUGAUGUGUGGGUGGUGGAGUUUGAAGGUGAUGAAUAUUGGAGGUUUAGUUAUGGAGAAGAAGAUGCGAUGA